GGCCCCGGCGCACAGGGCGCGGGGAGGUCGCAGCAACGGGAGGGCCAGCGCGGCCCAGGCCUCCCGGGACCAGGGUCCGAGGCGCUGCAUGGCGAGGGUUGGGGGCUUCUCUUCCUGGGGUUCGUGCGGCCCCGCAGAGGACCGUACAAGGGGGUAGGGGGAGGGACGACUGGGGCAAGAGAGCGCCUGGGCUGGUGACAAGGUAGGGAGGGGGAAACUGAGGCAAAGAGUGCCAGGGAAAAGUGAAGUGACGCUCCCACGCAUCAAACUCGCCAAGGGGCAGGAUGCCAGGGAAGAACGUCUCCUGAGGUCAGGACGCAGCUGCUCUAGCCUCCAGGCUUCCGCUCUUCCGGUUUAGGCGCGAGCCGGCCGGAAGCUCUCUCUGGGCGCGCGGUCCGCCGGCAGAGCUCGGUGGCCGGAAGUAGUCCGUGACAGCGGCGGCGGUUUCGAGGAUGGCGGAUCGAGCGGCGCUGGAGGAGGCCGUGAGGCUCCAGGGCGAGCGGGUGCGGGGUCUCAAGCAGCAGAAGGCGGGCGCCGAGCUGAUCGAGGAGGAGGUUUCGAAGCUCCUGAAGCUGAAGGCAGAGCUGGGCCCUGAUGAAGGAAAACAGAAGUUUGUGCUUAAAACUCCAAAGGGCACUAGGGAUUACAGCCCUAGGCAGAUGGCUGUUCGGGAGAAGGUUUUUGAUGUGAUCAUCAGCUGCUUCAAGCGCCAUGGUGCAGAAGUAAUAGAUACGCCUGUGUUCGAAUUGAAGGAAACACUGACUGGAAAGUAUGGGGAGGACUCUAAGCUUAUCUAUGACCUAAAGGAUCAGGGUGGUGAGCUGUUGGCCCUUCGUUACGAUCUCACUGUUCCUUUCGCUCGAUACCUGGCAAUGAAUAAACUGACCAACAUUAAACGCUACCACAUUGCAAAGGUGUACCGUCGAGAUAACCCUGCAAUGACUCGUGGUCGUUACCGGGAGUUCUACCAGUGUGAUUUUGACAUCGCUGGGCAGUUUGACCCCAUGAUCCCUGAUGCAGAAUGUCUCAAGAUCAUCUGUGAGAUCCUGAGCGCACUUCAGUUGGGGGACUUCCUUAUCAAGGUGAAUGACCGGCGAAUUCUGGAUGGAAUGUUCAACAUCUGUGGUGUUCCUGACAGCAAGUUCCGCACAAUUUGCUCUUCAGUGGAUAAGCUAGACAAGAUGUCAUGGGAAGAUGUGAAGAAUGAAAUGGUGGAAGAGAAAGGCCUGGCCCAUGAGGUGGCAGAUCAUAUUGGAGCUUAUGUAAAACAGCAAGGUGGAGUGUCCCUAGUAGAGCAACUACUGCAGGAUCCCAAACUCUCACAGAACAAGCAGGCCCUGGAGGGAUUGAGGGACCUGAAACUGCUGUUUGAGUAUCUGACCCUGUUUGGAAUUACAGAGAAGAUCUCCUUUGACCUGAGCCUGGCCCGAGGCCUGGACUACUACACAGGCGUGAUCUAUGAAGCAGUGCUUCUUCAGACCCCAGCCCGACAGGGGGAGGAACCACUUGGUGUGGGCAGUGUGGCUGCUGGAGGGCGCUAUGAUGGGCUUGUUGGCAUGUUUGACCCCAAGGGCCGCAAGGUGCCAUGUGUGGGGCUCAGCAUUGGGGUCGAAAGGAUCUUCUCCAUUGUGGAACAGAAGAUGGAGGCUUCUGAAGAAAAAGUUCGGACAACAGAGACCCAGGUGCUUGUGGCUGCAGCCCAAAAGAAGCUCUUGGAGGAAAGGUUGAAGCUUGUUGCAGAACUAUGGGACAGGGGCAUUAAGGCUGAACUACUGUACAAGAAGAACCCCAAGCUACUGACCCAGUUGCAGUACUGUGAGGAGACUGGUAUUCCACUGGUGGCCAUCAUUGGGGAGCAGGAGCUGAAGGAUGGGGUUGUCAAGCUUCGCUCUGUGGCCAGCAGAGAAGAGGUGGACGUUCGGAAAGAAAACCUUGUGGAAGAGAUCAGGAGACGAACAAGCCAACAUCCCCUCAGUCUGCUGAACUGAAGGCAGUCUGUGGGUAGAAAUUGCACUACUUGGAGGCUGUGCACAUUCUGCUUCAUCAGGAAGAGUUAGAGGGAGGGCAAAGCCGAGAUAGUAUUUUAUUGUAAAAGCACUGGGGAGGGUAGCAGGAGCCACUUUCUCAGAGGCUGUUUUCUGGAGCUGCUCAGGACAUGGAUAUGGACAGAAGCUGCCCUGGGCGUUGCCCCAGGCAUUAUGUAUGUAGACUUGUGUCCCUGUGUUUGUGGCAGAAAAGCCACGAUGAUGCUGACAUUCGCCACUGACUUUUGUGAAGCUGAUUGCCUGUGGGUCCAAUAAAAUGCCUAACGUGUCUGUGUU
This is a messenger RNA of Trichosurus vulpecula (common brushtail), 2321 nucleotides long. RefSeq names its product histidine--tRNA ligase, cytoplasmic. Gene Ontology annotation, cellular component: mitochondrion; cytoplasm. Bases 453 to 1988 code for a protein of 511 amino acids. Lineage: Eukaryota; Metazoa; Chordata; Mammalia; Diprotodontia; Phalangeridae. The transcript has 13 exons. Gene Ontology annotation, molecular function: ATP binding; identical protein binding; histidine-tRNA ligase activity. Gene Ontology annotation, biological process: histidyl-tRNA aminoacylation; mitochondrial translation. The record is from RefSeq and is a predicted model, not a curated record.